This is a messenger RNA of Hyalella azteca, 7556 nucleotides long. RefSeq names its product synaptotagmin-7 (gene Syt7). Bases 51 to 1190 code for a protein of 379 amino acids. Gene Ontology annotation, cellular component: membrane; synapse; axon. The record is from RefSeq and is a predicted model, not a curated record. Gene Ontology annotation, molecular function: calcium ion binding; SNARE binding; phosphatidylserine binding. Gene Ontology annotation, biological process: cellular response to calcium ion; regulation of calcium ion-dependent exocytosis; calcium-ion regulated exocytosis. The transcript has 8 exons. Lineage: Eukaryota; Metazoa; Arthropoda; Malacostraca; Amphipoda; Hyalellidae.
GCGAGGCAGGCACACCAACGGGCGCCUUACCGCCUACUAUUACCAACAAAAUGGGCGAAUCCUUCAGCACGCUAAGACUUUUCACCUCCUCGGUCGUGAAGUCCUUCAGCUUAUCCGCCGGUCUCUUUCAAGUCGCGACUGAUAACGACAAAACCUCCACCACAAGCGGGACGUCCACCGGUACUUCUUCCACUUCCACAACCGUCAGAUACGCUGGGGGAAGCAGCGUCACAACCCCAAGUGGAGCAGGCGGUCCUUCCUCCUCAAUUGUGUCUCAGCAUCCCCUAGCACGACAGCCCAGCAACGUGAUGGCUUUCUUCCAGAAUCGUUCGCUGUCUCUGGUGGACAUGUACAUCGACACCAGCGAACCCACAGAAAAUGUUGGGGAAAUUCAGUUUAGCCUGGAGUACAAUUUCAACGAGAUGACCCUCAUCCUACGGAUUAUGCAGGCCAAGGAGUUGCCGGCGAAGGAUUUGAGUGGCACGAGCGACCCCUACGUGCGAGUUAUGCUGCUUCCUGAUAAAAAACACAAGCUCGAGACCAAAAUAAAGCGACGAACGUUGCAUCCCAAGUGGCACGAGACCUUUUACUUCGAAGAGUUCCCGAUCCAGAAGCUGAACAGCCGAGUGCUGCACCUCCACGUCUUCGACUACGACAGGUUUUCUCGCGACGAUUCCAUCGGCGAGGUCCACAUCCCGCUCUGUCAGGUGGACUUCUCCGAGAAGAACAACACGUUUUGGAAAGCCUUGAGGCCGCUCGAGAAGAACAAGUGUGGUGAAAUACUGACGUCGCUCUGCUACCAGCCCAGCAACUCGCAGCUCACGCUCACCAUCAUCAAGUGUCGCAAUCUUAAAGCCAAAGAUAUUAACGGGAAGUCAGAUCCUUACGUGAAGAUUUGGCUUUACUUCGGGGAGAAGAGGAUCGAGAAGAAGAGAUCAGAAGUCCAGUUCUGCACUCUCAAUCCUGAGUUUAACUUCACCGUCACGUUUGAGGUGCCGUGGGAGCGCAUACGCGAGUGUCAGCUGAACAUCACGUGCAAGGACUACGACAAGCUCGGCAGGAAUGAAGCCAUCGGCAAGAUUAUACUCGGUAAGGCUGGCAGUGGCACGUCCGAAACCAAGCACUGGAGCGACAUGAUCACCAAACCACGGCAGACCGUCGUUCACUGGCACAGGCUUAAGCCUGAGUAAGGAAGUCUCGACCGUCUUGCUCUGCUGUGAUGCUGCGUUCUCAUGUCUCAGUAUCUUACAAUGUUUAUUUCUGUAUUUAUCAAUAGCUCAUUAUUUUAUUAUCUUCUAUAUUGCGCCUCGGACUCAAUGCAGCUCAGAUGCCGCGCGUUUUCUCCGGUCCCUUGGUGGCAUAAUUUUGAAACUGUCGACUAACCAGAUCGUCUGUUCAGCCUACGGAUUCUUGAUUGCGUGCUUUAGUGACAUUACUAGAUGGAUAUUUUAAACCCACAGUUUCUUUAUCAAGUAAUUUUAUUGCAGCGAAAGAAGUACCCAUUUACGUUAUGUGCGAUUCUCACUAACAGUGUUGGUGGAUAAAAUCGUGGAAGUGCUUGUUGUCACUUUGCUUUUUAUCUUUACUUAUCGAAGCUAGUCCAGUCCUCGGAAGCUCCAUCGUUUGCGAUGCACUUGAUAUGACGUCGCGUAAUGAUAUAUUCAAAUGACGUCAUCAGUUUGUUGUAGCUCCAUAUAACGUAAACUUUUGCUACGACAUUGGGGCCCUGUUUUCAAAUGCUCCGCGUUAUAAAUAAGCUCCCGUACGCCUCAGUGCGAUGGCUUCAGUUGCUCGAUUUUAGUUGAAUAUCUUUUGUUCUCUUGCCUUCUAAUUUGUAGCUUUUUUUCAACAAUUACACCACCACAUGUCUGCCAUUUACAUGAGUUGGGUGCAAGAGGUGGUCAACUGCUCUACGGAGGCUGCGUGCCGCGCUUUCCUGACUGCCAAAACGACGAGUGAUUUUCGGGUUGGUAUUUCCUUAGGUAUCUGUGAAGGAUUUUAUUGCGAAUAGGUGUCUUCUGGGCGUGAGAAGAGCAGCCACAAAUUGUGAACCCUCUUAAUGUUGGAGACUUGAAUCAUUCCUGACAUGCUUGUACGGAAUAUCCGCAUAUAUGUGUUGCUUUUAAAUUGCGGCACCUACUCGUUCUUUCUGGGCAGAUCUUUCUGCAGGUAAAAUGCUUGGGAUUCCAGAUUUUCUCAAGCUAUACUUUCUUCGCACAGAGAAUUAGUUUCAUUUCUCAGGAGCAAUUAGCCAAGUAUUUUUUCAUGGCACUAUCGCUUUUCAGAUUUUCUUUUGAUUUACAGAUUUUUGAUUAGACGUUUAUUACACGUCUCCCGACCAAGACGUUUACGAACAUUCGUAUAACAGACUGGGAUAUCCAGAGCCUAAUAAAAAAAACGAGACAACUAUUAGUUCAUAAUAACAAGCGGGGGUAUCUAGACUUUCAUAAUAACAAGCGGGGGUAUCUAGACUUUCAUAAUAACAAGCGGUGGUAUCUAGACUUUCAUAAUAACAAGCGGGGGUAUCUGGACUUUAAUAACAAGCUGGGGGUAUCUAGACUUUCAUAAUAACAAGCGGGGGUAUCUAGACUUUCAUAAUAACAAGCGGGGGUAUCUGGACUUUGAUAAUAACAAGCUGGGGGUAUCUAAACUUUCAUAAUAACAAGCGCGGGUAUCUAGACUUUCAUAAUAACAAGCUGAGGUAUCUGGAUCUGGACUUUCGUAAUUAAAAGCUUGGGUGUAUGGAAUUUCGUAAUAAGUAAUUUUGACAUUUGAAGGUUCAUAAUAAGAGGCUUGAAUACAUAUUUAUAGGUACUUGAUGAUACGGUUUGUUAAGCGAAGCUUUGUAAUGACAUGCCUAAAGAUUUCUAAAAGUUCAUUCAGCAAUGUGCAAACUGGUAAAACAGAUGCCGUCUCAUUUUAAAAACAAAUAAUAUUAAUGCAAGUGUAUUAACAAGCAUAAUAAAGAUUCAUAUUUUAUUAUUGACUUAAAUAUGAAUUUUCCAAACCGCGCCAGAGAAGAUAAAUUUCCUGAGAGUUAAUAGCGUGAUUCAGACGACUUCAAAUUUUUAUUUGUGAUUCCGAGUUGACGGCGUGUUGAUAGAAUUUGCUUAAAGUUUUAUCUAAUUGCUGUUUAUUCGGGGUCUCGUAAAGAUUAGAUCAGUUACUCAAUUGCCAACUGAUAAUUGUUAUUCACCUGCGCUUCCGCAGAUUCGGUCCGCUGCCUAGAGGUAACGAUGAGAAACAUGUGAAACACAUUAACGAUUGUUGUUUUUAUUUUGGUUAUAUGCAGAAUUUAUUUAUGAGCACUCGUUCCAAAGUGUUUGGUCUUAAUUGAAGCUAUAUUGUACUGCUUGAAAAUAGGCAAAAGUAUAUGAUCUUGAAGAGAAAAAUUGUUAUCUUGCUCCAAAACAAACGCUAGAAUAAGAUUCUUGAAGCCUAAGAUGUGAUCUUGUCUAUCCUCGUUGAAGCUAGAUUGUUGAUGUCGUUCACGUUUCAAGUUGAGUUGGAGAAAAGUUUAUUUAAUGAUAAUUGCAAGAGACAUUCCGAGCAAGCGCUUUCAUUGAAAUGUGGAGUUUUGUCCUUAGUUUUAGGUAAAUGAUUUCUGACAUUAGUGUAUUAUUUGUCGAGAACUUUAAUGGUAUAUCAUUACUGCAGAGUACCAGUUCACAUUUCACGUGCUAAGAAGUGCGACUUCCCAAAGAAAUUUCUGAGAACCUAUUGUUUUCCUUGCAUACCAUGUCAUUUUGAUUAGUAAAUUAAAUCAGGUCGUGAAGUUGUAUGGGUUGAACUGUUACUAGGCCAUUUGUAUCUAUAAGAAAUGCUCCAAGCUCAUUGCUCCAGAAUCCAUAGCGGAUGGGUGCAGCUGGGCAUAACUGAAUGGCCUAAUGAUCUGCUGUUGCCAGACGCUGUUAUUGAAACGCUAUUUUUCGGUACGACCUCGAUACUAGGAUCUAACCAAAUGCCGCGACGAUGUUCAUUAUAACUACUUGGAGGGAAUUUUUGUGGAACAAAUGCCUAGUUUUGUGCAUUUUAGUGGCUCAAUGACAUACUAGUGCGUUUCAGUAGAGCUAAUCCCUUUAGUCUAGCGACUAGUUUGUACUACAUUUUAGCGACGCACGAAGGUGUGCUCAGUGGUGUCUGCAGUAUAUUAUAAAUCAGAUGAUCUUAUUUCUUCCAGUUCUUAGGCGAUGGUUGAAAAGUCUCUUCUAAUUCGCUUCCACCAAACUAUCCUAAAUAUUGCACCAAACAACCAUGUUUUGUUUCGAUAUUGUGUACACGAUAAGCUGAAUUGUUGGCCGUUGCGUGAAAAACUAAAAUCCGGAAAUUUUACCAGAACCUGCCUAUCAAAUUUGUCGUACUGUUGUAUCGUUCUUGGUGUUCGUACAAACAUAAUCUGAUCAUUCUUUACAAAUUGAUUCUAAUUCUUGGAUAAAGAUCUUCAAGGUGGCUGGCCCACGUAGCAAGCUCCUGCUCUUUCACCAGUCUUUAUGCGACCGCCAAUGAUGCAUGGGAUGGUAACUAAUUUUUCAGCUCCACGUACAUACUUCAAUGUUGAAAUUUUUGUGUAGAUCGAGUUCCUCUAUUGAUGUAGCGUUCCAAAGGAUAAGCUAAUAAAAAUAUUCCGAUUAAUUCCAUUCAGAUACAACGGAUAACGUGUUACUAAAAAAAGGAAUGUUGGAUGCUGUGUCAGUAUUAAUUUCACCAGCAUGUGAUGAAAAUUUCAGGAAUUUGACUCACGGUUAUAAAAAAUAUUUAGGCGAGUGCAUAUGGAACUUUCUAUUUAGGAAAAUAUCGCAACGACACCCGGUCAUACCCAACACUCGUGAGUAGAUGUCUUUAAAUUGUGCGACUUUACUGUUGUCUUUAUUUCGUGUCAUUCCCUCACAGAUUAUCUCAACUUCAGCAGAUUUUGAGAAUAAGUGAAAUAUAUUUUCUCAACUCGGGGUUCAAAUAAAUUCGUUUAUUGCAAUUAUGAAACCCGAAUUCGAUUCACAAGCAAAAUGGCUGUCAUAACAAGAAUUUCGAGAAUGCGUUGUGAGCUUUGAAGAAUGAACCUCAUAACCAAAUAGAUAUCAAAAUAACGAACAUUUGCAUUCCCUAAUCUCUUUCCGCAAGCCGAUGAUGUUCCGUGUGAUAUUCCUUGUUGUCAUAGAAGCCGUAGACUUUGGCCAACUUUGUUUUCAGCGCCUGUUUGGUCACGUUGCUGCUUCAGGAUUUAGUUCAGUUUCCACGAGCAGGAUUUCUAGCACCAUAUACCUUGGUUUUACUACUUCACAUCCCUAGAGGACUAGAUUCUUAGUACUAGUGGGUGUCCACGUUCACUAUUCCACCAGUUUUCGGUUUGACAUUCUGCUCUGUUGGUAAGUUCGUUUGGUAUCCUCGACGUAGAAAAUGACAUGAAACUUAGGACUAUAUUAACGUUCACUCGAGUGUUGAUGCUAGCUGAACGGUUCCGGGCUGAUCAAAAUACGAAGGAUGUCAGAAUGAAACUAUGAGCAAUUUUAGCUUAAGAAUGAUUGUGUGUUGGCGAUAAGAAGUCGUAUUUCAGCCAGUCAACUAAAGCUCGAAAACUUUUGAUGUUUUAUCGGUUUAUAACUGUUAUGCACGUCUCUGCAAAAUAGGUGAAGUUCCAUGUUAAUGCUAAAUUUUAGAACAGCCACCUAGUAUCGAUUGUAUUUAGUGCCAACGAUGUAAUAUUGAACUCCAGAACCGGCAGUACAUAGUGGCGAGGUUUAGAGGCGCUUGUGUGUGAAAAUAUAAUCAGCUUUUGGUCCUGGUUGUGUGGGCAGGGACAGUGCAGCUGUGUACUUAAUUCACAUUUUUCCAAUGAAAAAGAACGUCUUGAACAAUUAUCCACCUAUUAUAAAGACCUAUUGUCUCAUUUUUUUUCUGGUCCUCUAAAAUGAGGAUUUGCUUAAUCUUGAUAAGAAGUACACGUGUCACCCGAGACCAGUUCAUCCUAACCCUCUUUCUAAAGUCUAUCCCCACCUCCCUCCAAGUUUGAAUGUGUCAGAAGUUUAUUUGCCAAAGAAACUCGAAAAUUUUUUUCAAAGCUGCUGGGUCACGACGUUUUAUUAAUUUUUCUGACAUCUAAAACGAAGCGUAAUGAUUUUUUAGACUUUCAGGUCAGAAGUUAUGCCCUGAGAACUUUUAAGUAGAGUUUUAAGCGAACUUCUAGGAGCGGAGGACCAAGUAUGCAGACAAUAUCCCGACACAAUUUCUAUCGCCAACAACGACGCCUUGGUUCACAGCCCAAUGCUGUCAACUCGAGCUGAGGUUCCCUAUUAAUAAGUGUGUCAAUAGAUCGUUUACCUAUCUAUUAAAUCCUAAUAAGAGUUGAAGUUGGAAUGUCUUGUGGGAUAUAUCCUACGCAAUGUGUAGUUUAAUAUAUUUAUCAAAUUUCUAUUCAAUGGAGCAUAAUUGUAUAUUUUUUUAAGCAGUUCUGAAAUGAGUAUUCUAUUCAUGCAUGGCUGAUAAACUGCUUAUGUAUCGUUAUACCAUGAAGAAGAAAAUUCUUCAUAUUAUUUAUUUUUCAAAUAUUGUACUUAGGAGGAUUAGAUUAAAGCGACCAAUGAGCGGGAUGACGCUCGGUGACUUGCAUAAUCCAACGCUAUACCUGCACUCAGGAUGCAGCACUCCAUGAGGAUAAAGCCGUCUGGCACAAAUGUUAGCUGCAAUUAUUAGAGUGUAUAGCAUGCGGUUAAAUUCCUAUAGUUCUGUAAAAUCCAGUUACUUACACAGCAGCAGCAUUAUUCUACAACUAUAAAAAUUUAUUGAAUUCGAUGGAGGCUUUAUAAUGCCAUGCUUUUCUCCUACCCAACCGACCCCCUGUCAACUAAAAGGUUUAGUAGCCAACUCUGAUUCCUAGUGUUGCUUGCCUCAACAUAGUUACCCGUCAACUCUGAUGACAGUUUUCUGUGUAAGGUAUAGUGCCUGAUUUCCAGCUUCAUGCCUGAUGUUAAAUUUGAGAGUUUUAAUGGUAUAAAGUUGUGUUAGUGCCUCAUUUAACCUGUUCUGGAUCUAUUGUUAAUCUCUAAUUGGAAUAUCGUUGCUGAAUUAGACACUAAUUUAUUGUAGAAGCGAGAAAUAGCUGUAGAACAAUCCGUACGUAAAUAUGGAGAUGACAUUUGUUGGCAUAUGAGUGUUCUGUAGCAACUCCUUCGUGCUGUCUGUAUUGUGAACCUUUAAUGAAAUGCAACACCAACAACUCCAUAAACCUGUUAUUCAAUCAACUCUUUGAUGACAUGUGACAUUAUUAGGUGCAGAAAUCUACCAUUUAAUUGAUACCGGGCUGAACUGCUUCACUGACAAAUAGAAACCAAGCAUUUCCACGUUUGUUCAGAUCAGAGAUUGGUGUUAGUGUUACCAAGUGUCGAUGGCUUAGGUUUGUGUUGGUGAGCUCAUCUAGGCAAGAAUAUUCCUACUUAUACUUUAAAUGGCUCUAGACCCCAUGCGUUUAGUUGGGCCAAUACGGUGCACAAGCUAACCUGUGUUGGAAUUGAAUGUUUGUAGCUAAUUAUGAAGAAAAAUGAAAUAAAAGUAAUGUAUCGAGA